CAAAUCCCACCCAAUCAUUCAUAUCUCAAUAAUCCCUUCUCCCAAAUCCCCCUGCUUUAAUUUCUCCCUCUGUUUUCCCCCGGCGAUGGCUUCCGACCAGAUCGCCCACGAUUUCCCAGGCUUCUUCAAGGUCUACCAAGACGGCCGCGUCGAGAGAUACUGGGACACCGACCACUCCCCCGCUGGCCUCGAUCCCGAAACCGGAGUCGAAUCCAAGGACGUCCUCAUCUCCCCCGAGCCCGCCGGCGUCAAGGCCAGAAUCUUCCUCCCCAAGGUCCCCGCCGGCAAGAAGCUCCCCGUCCUCCUCCACUACCACGGCGGCGGCUUCUGCAUCGGAUCCCCUUUCGCCACCCCUUUCAAGAUCUUCCUCUCCACCCUCGCCACCCAGUCCGGCGUCAUCGCCAUCUCCGUCGACUACCGCCUCGCUCCCGAGCACAAGCUGCCCACCGCCUACGACGACUGCUGGGCCGGGCUCCAGUGGCUCGCCCGGCACGCCGACGGCCGCGGACCCGAACCCUGGCUGAACCAGCACGCGGAUCUGGGGAACGUGGUCCUGGCCGGGGAGAGCGCGGGCGCAAAUCUGGCCCACUACGUCGCCGUCCAGGCCGGGGCGAAAGGGGUCGCGGGUUUGAAUCUGACCCGGAUGGUUCUGGUCCACCCGUAUUUCGGGACCGAUCAGCCCGAUCGGUUUUACCAGUACAUGUGCCCGACGAGCUCGGGCGCGAAGGACGACCCGAGGGUGCACCCGGCGGGCGACCCGGAUUUGGCGAAGCUGAAGGUUGGGAGGAUUUUGGUUUGCGUGGCGGAGAAGGAUGGGCUGAGGGGAAGGGGCGUGAGCUACGCGGAGACGAUGAAGAAGAGCGAGUGGAAAGGGGCGGUUGAUUUUUUCGAGACCAAAGGGGAAGACCAUUGCUUCCAUUUUUUCAGCCCCAAGAGCGAGAGCAUCGCUCCGCUCAUCAAAACCGUCAUCGAUUUCGUGAAGCAAGAUGGAGGCAGCAGGCUAUGAGAAAUUGAAGUGUUUGGAUUUGAGGGAGACUGAAGCCGGCCGGCCUGUGGGGUUAAUUAAGUAAGUUAGUUGGGUAGUUGAUGUUAUGGAUGGAUUGGAUGGUGGUAGCAUAGCAUGAGCAUGACCGCUAUUUGGUAAGGCGUAUCUACUAACGUUGGAAUGAAUGAUUGAAUUGCACAUUUUACCCUAUCGAG
Molecule: messenger RNA, 1200 nt
Organism: Linum tenue
Lineage: Eukaryota; Viridiplantae; Streptophyta; Magnoliopsida; Malpighiales; Linaceae
Source: the annotation of a GenBank genome assembly